This is a messenger RNA of Strongylus vulgaris, 816 nucleotides long. Lineage: Eukaryota; Metazoa; Nematoda; Chromadorea; Rhabditida; Strongylidae. The record is from the annotation of a GenBank genome assembly.
CUGCAAAUUGAAAAAUUAGUUUUAAGAAAGAAUAUUUUCAGCUUUCUCCCGGAAUCGCCUCGUUGGCUUGUUUCCGCAAAUAAAUGGGAAGAAGCUAAGGUGCAACUUAAAAGAAUUGCCAGAAUAAACGGCAAUCCAGACGUGAACGUAGAUGAAUUAGUGGAUUUGCUAAAAACUAAUCAGCAUCAGAUCGUAGAAGAAGGGAAAAGAAGCCAUAAUGUUACCGAUCUGUUUAGAACACCGAACUUGAGGAAGAAGACGUUAUUGGUCACUUAUAUCUGGGUAAUGAAUGCAAUCAUUUACAAUGGUCUUACGCUCAAUGUGUCCAAUCUUCCCGUGGAUGACUAUUGGUCCUUCAUUAUCAAUGGAGCAGUAGAGCUACCCUCCUACUUUAUUGUUUGGCCAUUAUUACAGUACAUUGGAAGAAGGUGGACACUUGCCUCAACCAUGAUAGUAUGCGGUAUCGGCUGCGUUUCUGCCAUGUUCAUGUCCUCAGAUUACCCUUGGCUUGUAGCCUCUGCUUCUUUUAUUGGUAAAUUUGGCGUUGGCGCUGGAUUUGCAGUGAUUUACAUCUUUGCUGGGGAACUCUACCCUACAGUUGUACGAGCUAUUGGCAUGGGUAUGAGCAGCAUGGUUGCUGGAUCAGGUCUCUUACUCGCUCCACAUAUUGUCAGAUUGGGUGACUACAUAAAAAUCCUACCUCUCCUAAUCAUGGGUUUUAUGGCGCUUUCCGCAGGAGUUUGCACAUUUUUCUUACCAGAGACACUAGGAGCACCACUUCCAAUGACAAUUGAGGACGCUGAAAACUUUGGUUAG